Messenger RNA from Pseudozyma hubeiensis SY62, 339 nucleotides. RefSeq lists its product as hypothetical. The record is from RefSeq and is a predicted model, not a curated record. The transcript has a single exon. Lineage: Eukaryota; Fungi; Basidiomycota; Ustilaginomycetes; Ustilaginales; Ustilaginaceae. Bases 1 to 339 code for a protein of 112 amino acids.
AUGCUUUUUCGUGUCCAAAAUUUAACCGACAAUCCGACCAUGCGGUCCGAUCCGCAUGAUCCUCUAGCCUCGUUCCGUACUUGGGCAGCAGCGUCAAGCCGCUCUUUUCCGCGCUGGCUGCUGAAGACGCGGUGCGCGAUCGAGCGCCUGUCGUCGAUGCAUGUCUUGCUGACGCAUGGUGUGCAUGUGGAAAAUUUUCCGCAAAUCUCUGCAUUCCACGACAGAGUAAACAUUCAGAAUGCCGGCUGUCGCUUUCCGACAGGCUCUCCGAGCAUCAGCGGCGACCAACAUAUCCAGUCGGGGCCAGAUGGAAAGGCUCGACUGCAGUGGUACAUGUAA